Messenger RNA from Coregonus sp. 'balchen', 17687 nucleotides. The record is from the annotation of a GenBank genome assembly. NCBI's taxonomy places the organism in Eukaryota, Metazoa, Chordata, Actinopteri, Salmoniformes, Salmonidae.
UUGCAGAAUAAUUAUCUCCUGAAGCCAAUCACCAUGAGGAGUGUCAGAAUAUCCACUCUCCAUCUGACAACCCUACUUACAGGUGAGAGGAACAACCACACAUCAUGAAUAUCAUGAAAAUAUACUGUGAGGUAUAACAUCACUAGGGCCUGAGUCUUUCCUGGUUAGGUUACAUGGUAGGGAAAAACUCCUGGACUAAUUUGCCAUUGAGAUUGUUCUUUAAUCUGGAACACAAAGAGCAUCGAUCAGCUUAAAAGGAUCUGUCAUUAACGGUGCAUCAUCAUCCCUCCUUCAUAGCCCUCCAGACUGUUCACAUCCCUCAUCACUGUGUAAUUGGAUGGAUAUCUGAGUUGUUAUUGCUAUCUUAACCUUUGACCCUUGGCCUGGGGAUCUAGCUAUUUGACCCCAAACCUGACCUUUCCUUGUUUGUGUUGACUGCAGCUCUUCUACACUUCUGUCCUGAGUUCUGUUGCCUGGAGAUCUCCCCUAGCAACAGUGAAGUCGUCAUGGCAGCGGGUGACUCAAUGAUCUUUACCUGUUCUGGCUGGGGGACGGUCGGAUGGAGGUUCAAGCGGGAUGACAACGUUCCCUAUUUUGGAGUGGAGAACCAGAACACAACCAGUGUUCUCAUUCUGGACAACGUGACGUGGAGCCAAACGGGAGUAUACGUCUGUGCCGAGGCUUGGACUGACGAGACUACAGAGGUGGCAGUCUUUGUGCCGGGUGAAAACACUGUUAUAACUUUAAAAUUAGAUUAAGAUCAAUUUAUUGGUCAAUUGCACACAAGGUCCAACUGAAAUUGUACUUCCGCUUUUAACACAACCCCUUCGAUAGACACACAUACAGUACAUACAGGUUUUUUGGAGAGGUGCGCAGGGCUGCCACACUGGGCACCCGGCGAGCUGCUGUGGUGGUUAAGUGCCUUGCUCAAGGGCACAACGGCAGGCAAUGACACCAGCGACCCUCCGGUUGCCAGCUCACUUGCCUUCAGAUCUUUCCCGUUGGACCCGGGAUUCAAACUGGCAACCCUCUGGUUACUGGCUCGUCUCUCUAACCGCUAGGCUACCUGCCGCUCCCUUUACACUCUGUCACAGCUAUUGUACUUUUACAAAGAUAGGUUAGGUUAGAAAACUGUUAUGUUCCCACUGCCCAGGCAAAUAUUGGAUCUUGUAACAGAGAACUCAGCUUAUAGGCCUCAAUAUCUAGGUUCAAUCGUCAUAUAUUUAGUAAAUAUUUGUAUCCCUCACAUGGAGUGAAAUGAUUCCUCUUAUCCCUCAAGUGAUGCUAAGUCUUCCCGUCCCUCGCCUUCCUCACACAGACCCUGAUGUGUGGUUCAUUGAGAGUUCCCACGGCAUGGUGACCAAGACCAGCGAGGAGGGGACCAUCCCCUGUGUGGUCACCAACCCCCAGAUCAACGUCACCCUCUACGAAAGGGACAGUGACAUGCACCUGAAGGGGGUCUACAUCCCCAGUGAGGGCUACAGAGCGCCCCUGGAGGACAGGACCUAUGUUUGUCGAGGAGAGCUGAACGGGGAGGAGAAAGAGUCCCAGGCUUUCUAUGUCUUCAGUAUUGCUGGUGGGUACCUGGCUGAGGCUGGGGGUCAGAGAUGGGGCUGGGGAUUGUAACAACAAAGGAGACUAGAGGCUAGAGACCUAGCGUUUCAUGACAUGCAUUGUACUGUACAGGCCAUGUAUUUCUUUGUUGAUAUGCAUGUCUGGCUGUAACAAAGACAGUAUUGCAAGGGUAUCAAUCUAUGGUCUCACUUAAAAGGCUAUCAAGCUGCUGUAUAUCAGUGAUAUUGCUGAGUAAGCAAUAUGUUCUCUUUCACCUUGAGGUAAUGUCUCAAAAAUAACAAGGAACUCUUUAUCUCUAUCCCUCUCUCUCUCCCUCAUGCCCUCCCUCUCUCUUUCUCUUCUUCUCUUUCCACACACUUCCCGUGUUAGUCCCGGAGACGAUCGACGCCUACAUCAAUGCGUCCAAGACGGUGCUGAAGCAGGGCGAGCCUCUGACAGUGAACUGCACGGUGCACGGAGUGGAGCUGGUCUACUUCUCCUGGGACUAUCCCAAUAGAGAUGUGAGUGGGAGAGAGAGAGAACAGGCGCAGAGUAAAUUACGUCAAGAUGUCUGUGUAGCCACACCUAGAUGUGUUACAUCCCCAGGAAAUCUCAUUCAUGACAGACACAUGGUUUUCAUAUCAUCGUUCAUAAUACAGUACAUUUAUGGUGGUGAAAGUGUUUAAGUUUGAAGGCCCUUGAGAUAGGAUUUCACUGAUAGAUAUACAGUUGAAGUCGCAAGUUUACAUACACUUAGGUUGGAGUCAUUCAAACUCAUUUUUCAACCACUCCACAAAUGUCUUGUUAACAAACUAUAGUUUUGGCAAGUCAGUUAGGACAUCUACUUUGUGCACGACACAAGUAAUUUUUCCAACAAUUGCUUACAGACAUAUUAUUUCACUUAUAAUUUACUGUAUCACAAUUCCAGUGGGUCAGAAGUUUACAUACACUAAGUUGACUGUGCCUUUAAACAGAUUGGAAAAUUCCAGAAAAUGAUGUCAUGGCUUUAGAACUUUCUGAUUGGCUAAUGGACAUCAUUUGAGUCAAUUGGAGGUGUACCUGUGGAUGUAUUUCAAGGCCUACCUUCAAACUCAGUGCCUCUUUGCUUGACAUCAUGGGAAUAUCAAAAUAAAUCAGAAAACAAAUUGUAGACCUCCACAAGUCUGGUUCAUCCUUGGGAGCAAUUUCCAAAUGCCUGAAGGUACCACAUUCAUCUGUACAAACGAUAGUACGCAAGUAGAAACACCAAGGGACCACGCAGCCGUCAUACCGCUCAGGAAGGCGGCGCGUUCUGUCUCCUAGAGAUGAACGUACUUUGGUGCGAAAAGUGCAAAUCAAUCCCAGAACAACAGCAAAGGACCUUGUGAAGAUGCUGGAGGAAACAGGUGCAAAAGUAUCUAUAUCCACAGUAAAACAAGUCCUAUAUCGACAUAACCUGAAAGGCCACUCAGCAAGGAAGAAGCAUCUGCUCCAAAACCGCCAUAAAAAAGCCAGACUACGGUUUGCAACUGCACAUGGGGACAAAGAUCGUACUUUUUGGAGAAAUGUCCUCUGGUCUGAUGAAACAAAAAUACAACUGUUUGGCCAUAAUGACCAUCGUUACGUUUGGAGGAAAAGGGGGGUGGCUUGCAAGCCGAAGAACACCAUCCCAACCGUGAAGCACGGGGAUGGCAGCGUCAUGUUGUGGGGGUGCUUUGCUGCAGGAGGGACUGGUGCACUUCACAAAAUAGAUGGCAUCAUGAGAAAGGAAAAUUAUGUGGAUAUAUUGAAUCAACAUCUCAAGACAUCAGUCAGGAAGUUAAAGCUUGGUCGCAAAUGGGUCUUCCAAAUGGACAAUGACCCCAAGCAUAUUUCCAAAGUUGUGGCAAAAUGGCUUAAGGACAACAAAGUCAAGGUAUUGGAGUGGCCAUCACAAAGCCCUGACCUCAAACCGUUAGAACAUUUGUGGGCAGAACUGAAAAAGCGUGUGCGAGCAAAGAGGCCUACAAACCUGACUCAGUUACUUCAGCUCUGUCAUGAGGAAUGGGCCAAAAUUCACCCAACUUACUGUGGGAAGCUUGUGGAAGGCUACCCGAAACGUUUGAAGUCCACCCAAAGCUGAAAUAAAUCAUUCUCUCUACUAUUAUUCUGACAUUUCACAUUCUUAAAAUAAAGUGGUGAUCCUAACUGACCUAAGACAGGGAAUUGUUACUAGGAUUAAAUGUCAGGAAUUGUGAUAUAUUGUAAUAUAAUAUAAUAAUAAUAUGCCAUUUAGCAGACGCUUUUAUCCAAUGUAUUUGGUUAAGGUGUAUGUGUAUGUAAACUUCCGACUUCAACUGUACAUGUGGAUAAAAUCAACACAUCCUGUUAAACUUGUAGAAUCUGAUAUUACUCAGUUUGUACUUCCAUAGCCUUCUCUUAGAAGGAAUAAAAAAUGUAUGCACCCCUUUCCUCCCCUUUGUCUGUCAGGUGGACUCCAUUGAGCCUCUGACUGACGUCCUGUCAUCGCAGAGGAUGCGCUCAUGCCUCAUAGUCUCCAAGGCAACGCUGGCCCACACUGGCCAGUACGUGUGUCAUGUCCACGAGGGUGUCCAGGACCAGAGCGCCACAGCCAACGUCAACAUCACUGUCCUCGGUGAGGAGCCAGGAAGAGACUCUCUCAAAACAAACAAUGACUGGAUAGCUUAUUAUUAAGGUUAUUUUUUAGACUGAAAGAGCAUCACUCAUAAUAUGAACCCCCAUGCACUAGGCGAGAGAGAGUUCUGUGAAAAUAAAUACAUAUUUUUUAGCAUGUAGCUAGUGAACGUCACUGAAAAUACAAACACAACAUCUGUGUUUUGUGUGAGAAAGUCAAUUAAAAUCCAAUAAUAUUGAAUUAUUAUUUUUGAUAACAUUUUAUACAAAGUGUCCAAUCUGAGAAUUGUUGUCGAAUCAGAAUCAGCACUGUAGCAAACUGCAUUUUUAUUUUUUAAAUCUGUGUUUUCCCCCCCUUACCUUUGACGUCACUUCAAAUAAUUGAACUGCAUCUAACACGCUGCAAAUUGAAAGUCAGCAGAACGUUUUUUUAAGGUUAAACCCAACAUUUUUCUCUUUCACCCUCUUUGAGGAUUGGAUGUAACCUAAGAUACCGUCAUGCCUCUGUGAAUGCUUACCCUAUUCCCACUGAGGUGUGUUAUAUUUUGGCCACGGUAGCCAAACAUGUAUAAACUGCCUUCUUCAUAGAGCCAGGGCAUGCAUGUUGUAAGUCUUUCUCUCUACAGGGCUCUGAGCCAAUACUCUGGACAGCCCAGUGGAAAUGACAGAUCCUCAUUUCAGUCUACAAACAGUUCAACCAUUUGAAUAGAUAGCUUUGUAAUCACCUCAGUCUAUACAAUAUGGACCUACUAUACUUAGCAGCUAUACUGUAAACACAGUGAUCUACACUUAAUACUCUUAUAUAGUAGUUACUUCCCUUGCCCUGGGUGCCUGUCUGUUUCAGCUUUUCAACUUCCAUUUGUCAAGCUAUUUAUUCCCUAACGCAGGCUACAUGUUCUUGCAAGAUGUCUACAGAGGUACUAUACUUAUUAUGUGGUUACUAACUAAUGACAACCUUCCUCUGUCAGAGCAAGGCUUCGUGGAGCUGAGAUCCGUCCAGGAGCGUAACAUCUCGGCCCAGCUGCACCAGAACGUAGAGCUGAGGGUGGAGAUUGAGGCCUACCCUCCUCCACGUGUGCGCUGGACCAAAGAUGAUGCCACGGUCAAUGGGGACAACACCGUCAUCACCAGGCAGGAACAUGAGACCAGGUGAGACUACCUGGACGACGAUCAAUUCUAAUCAAUUUAGAGAUUGAAUUGAUCAGAUUAGAUCAAUAGAGUGGGUUCUAUUUGUCGUUACAUUAAAGUAUAAAACAGAUCAGGCAACCGAAUUUACAAUCCCACUUGUGUGGUAUGGACGUUAGCAACUCAUUGGGUAAUUUAGGCUCUAAGAGAUGGUCUUAGUCUGUCUCUGGUUCUUGCUGGGUGUUGAGUGAUUUAGUCUUGCUGUCUGAGAGGAUUGGGUAACCUGCUGUCUAGGCUUUAUCUGCUGUUGACUGAUAGUGACUGGAUGUCUCAGGAGGUUUUAAGGUUUUAGCGAUGUUGAUGGAUUGAUUAAGAUGAACACAUUUUUCCAGGAAGACUGAACCGUUGUGAAUAAUUUCAUGACAUUUACAACUGUGUGGUUUUCCAUUACCCCUCUAUCUCAGGUACGUCAGCACGUUGACCCUGGUGAGGAUCAGGACAGAACAAAAAGGCCUCUACACCGUUCACGUCGCCAACGGAGAUGACACCAAGAAAUUGACCUUUGAUCUGGAGGUCAAAGGUGAGUCGCCUUUGCAACCAAUGUAAACCAACGUGGUGUAUCUCAGUAGUCUGUUAAGUGGUUCCUUCUCCUCCUUUACCUUUUGUCAUCAGCACUGAUUUGAAAGAACUGCAUCCACCAUGGAUGUAGCUCCAUUGCUUUCACACUCCCUAUGCUUUGAGAUCAGUGCAUAUAAAUGAGAGGUGAUAAUAAUAGAAAGUCACUUAAGACUAUUGAAAUUCCACCCUGGCUCAACAUAUACCUACACUUAUCAUCUAGAGUCAUGGGAUAUGUAUUUCCUAACCCUGUACCCCUCUCUGUGUAGUCCCCCCUCAGAUCACAGACCUGUCGGACCACCACCUCCCAGGGAAGAGGCAUGCAGUGACCUGUGUGGCUGAGGGAGUCCCCUCCCCCACCAUCCAGUGGUUCAGCUGUGACACCAUGCUCAAGUGAGUCAUGUCAUCAUCAUCAUCAUCAUCAUCAUCAUCAUCAUCAUCAUCAUCAUCAUCACACUGUUAGUGUCUGGGAUUCUGUCACACUCUGGACACUAGAGGGCAGACUUUGCUUAAACUGGUUUUAGUUUAGUUUUAGUAAUUGCAGUUUAAACUGAUGUCAGGCCAUUUGUGUUAUUAGACAGCUUCUGUACCAGAGUACAUUAGCUCACAGCCUUUACCUCAGACACACCUGAGUAGAGGUAGCAGUAGUAUUUCACCUUUACUGCUGUACUAUUGAAACACCUGUAGUAACGUUAUCAUUAUAACAUCUCUCCCAGGUGCAGUAAUCGGAGCACAGUGUGGCAGCCCCUAGUGUCAGACCCUGAGACCCUGAGCGUCCAGACCAACGUCAGCUUCAACGAGAGCCGUAAGGUGGGCCAGAUCCGCAGCCAGGUCAUCUUCCACAAGCCCCAGCAGGUGACCGUCCGCUGCGAGGCCAGCAAUGAGAGAGGACUCCGCAGGAGGGACGUCAAACUGGUGUCCAGCAGUAUGUAUCAAAAAAAUAGAACAAAAUAAUGAUGCUAUUACCAUUAUCUAAGAACAAUAUUUUAUCUAUGGGGAUUUUUGUAUUUCAGUGUGUCUCUACCUAAGGGGUUCUAUUUAUCUAAGUGCAUACUGUAACUAGACUAAGUCGUGGAGAGUUGCAGGGUGUACUGUGCAGGCUGUUGGUUCCAGUCCAGCACUAACACAGCUGAUAAAUAAUGGUUUAUGUAUAAAUAAUGGUGUGAAUGUUAAUACUAGGAACAAAUGUUCUCUGUGACUAUGUCAAUUAUGUAAUAGUUGGAUAUUAAUGUUCUGUGUUGUGUUCCAGCUUUGUUCUCCCAGGUGGCAGUGUUGGCUACGGUUCUAGCCCUGGUGGUCAUCCUCAUCAUCUCCAUCAUCGUCCUCAUCGCUGUGUGGAGGAAGGUGAGACUACACAAAGACACAGUGAACAAUGUUUAAACAACUAUGCAAAAAUGCAUUACGAUUACUAACUCACUCAUGGUAUUACAAUGUGCCUGAGUGAUUGGGUAACUCUCACUCUUGUGUGUUGCCUCAGAAGCCUCGUUACGAGAUCAGGUGGAAGGUGAUCGAGUCAGUGAGUCUGGACGGACAUGAGUAUAUCUACGUUGACCCCAUCCAUCUGCCCUAUGACCUUGCCUGGGAGAUGCCCCGAGACAGCCUGGUGCUGGGUAAGGACUAGGAACCAUGGGGGAACGGGGUACCCCCAAUCUUUAUUUGAUGGUGUAUUUAAUAGGGACAGAUGCAAGUUACAUAUUGACUGUUCUGAUUUGGGCAGUAUUUGUGUUGUGUUCCAGGUCGUACUCUGGGGUCCGGAGCAUUCGGCAGGGUGGUCGAAGCGACCGCAUAUGGUCUCGGUCAUUCCCAGUCCAGCACGAAAGUGGCAGUGAAAAUGCUCAAAUGUAAGUGAGAACAAUAAUCUUCAGCAUAGAGGUAGUUUUAAGCCUGUAUGCCAGUCUGUUUUAAUAAUAAUAAUAAUAAUAAUAUGCCAUUUAGCAGACGCUUUUAUCCAAAGCGACUUACAGUCAUGCGUGCAUACAUUUUUGUGUAUGGGUGGUCCCGGGGACCGAACCCACUACCUUGGCGUUACAAGCGCCGUGCUCUACCAGCUGAGCUACAGAGGACCACCCAUACCCAUACCCCAUGCUUUAGUUCUCUGACCUCCGACCUCUCUGUCCUCUGACCACCAGCUACGGCCAGGAGGAGUGAGACACAGGCUCUGAUGUCAGAGCUGAAGAUCAUGAGCCACCUGGGGCCUCACCUCAACAUCGUCAACCUGCUGGGGGCCUGCACCAAACAGGGUGAGCCCAUCACCACAGCAACAUUCACAAGCUCACAGCCUAAUGUCAUUAGUCUCUGAAGUCCCAGACCUAGGGCAACAGCAUGUAUGCGGGAACAUUGUUAAUGUGGGAGGCAACCCAUCUGCCUAGGGAGACUAUAACGUCGUAGCUACAAACGUUUUUUUUGACUAACUAUGUAAUCGUAUGUGUAAAUUCUUCCCCAGUGAAAAUAAAUUAUUUCCCUUUUUGUGGCGCUCAACCUCUCAGGCCCUCUCUACCUGGUGACAGAGUACUGUCGCUAUGGAGACCUGGUGGACUACUUACACAGGAACAAGCACACGUUCCUGCAGUACUACGCUGAGAAGAACCAGGAGGACUCUGGCUGCCGCAUCUCUGGAGGGAGCACUCCUCUCAGCCAGAGGAAAGGGUGAGAGCUACCUCCUCAUCUGGGGGUUCACUCAGGUUUUCGUUUGGAAGAUAAAGAAGAGGUUAGCUCUCACCCUUUCCUCUGGCUGAGUGAAACAGUGCGUGGAUCAAGUACAACCACAUAUUAAUGGGAGAAAAAAAGACAUACAUAUGUAGGAUCUUAAUUUGAUCACCCUGUUGCAGGAUAACUUUUCUGCAAUGCAGGAAAGGUAAACUUGUUGUUUAUUUGAGGUUUUAGAAGGAUUCUGAAGUUUGUCGUUUCCACUUUGAAAUUUAGUAAUUACAGUUUAGGUUUAGUUACAAAAAAUGUAUCAACCACAAAAAAAAAAUCCAUUAAUUAUAAUCCACAUAAUAAUUUGCAUUUCCUGCUGCUGCAGGAUUAUUUUCCUGCUGUAGCAAACUGGCUCAAAUUAAGAUUCUACAUCUGUAGACUUUCAGUCACAAAAAUGAGGCCAUACAGACAUAGAACUGGCCAUGUGUUUUUUUUCUCCAUUAUACAUUAUCCUAAUGUGUCCCAAAUAUCUUGGCAGCUACGUGUCAUUUGGCAGUGAGUGUGACGGUGGUUACAUGGACAUGAGUAAGGACGAGCCCACAGUGUACGUCCCCAUGCAGGAGCUGAAAGACACCAUCAAAUACGCUGACAUCCAGGCUUCUCCAUAUGAGUCUCCCUACCAGCACGACCUUUACCAGGAACAAGGUACAGAGUCCAAGAAAUACAGAGCCAUAACAAAGCCCAAGCGUACUGUAUACUUUGUAUACUUUAGGUCUAUGAUAUGCCAAACAUAUGGGAAGCACAUGAGAUCAAGAAAGGACAGGAGGAUGGGAAAGGACAGUUUUAUUGUUUAUUUUACCUACAGAAGCCUCUAUGUAUACCUUAUGAUCCCUUAUUGAUGUCACUUGUUAAAUCCACUUCAAUCAGUGUAGCUGAAGGGGAGGAGACAGGUUAAAGAAGGAUUUUUAAGCCUUGAGGCAGUUGAGACAUGGAUUGUGUAUGUGUGCCAUUCAGAGGGUGAAUGGGCAAGACAAAAUAUUUAAGUGCCUUUGAACGGGGUAUGGUAGUAGGUGCCAGGCGCACCGGUUUGUGUCAAGAACUGCAAUGCUGCUGGGUUAUUCACGCUCAACAGUUUCCCGUGUGUAUCAAGAAUGGUCCACCACCCAAAGGACAUCCAGCUAACUUGACACAACUGUGGGAAGCAUUGGAGUCAACAUGGGCCAGUAUCCCUAUCUUCCUACUAUCGAGGUGUACCCCAUUCAAGGACACUUAAAUACUUUGUCUUGCCCAUUCACCCUCUGAAUGGCACACAUACACAAUCCAUGUCUCAAUUGUCUCAAGGUUUAAAAAUCCUUCUUUAACCUGUCUCCUCCCCUUCAUCUACACUGAUUGAAGUGUAUUUAACAAGUGACAUCAAUAAGGGAUCAUAACUUUCACCUGGAUUCACCUGGCCAGUCUGUCAUGGAAAGAGCAGGUGUUCUUAAUGUUUUGUAUACUCACCUGAAAAUCUAUUCACCUUUACGUUGUCUCUCUUUUUGACCUCAUUAAUGAACCCUUCAAUCCAUGUCUCUGCUCUAUCUCCAGACCAGAACACAGUGGACUCUGCCCUGUUCAUCAGUGACUCUACCACCCUCAGCUAUUCUGACCUCAUCGGCUUCAGCUACCAGGUGGCCAAGGGCAUGGAGUUCCUCGCCUCCAAGAACGUAUGUAAUGUUCUAUUUAUUCAGCCUUUAUUUAUUACAUGGAAUCUAAAGUGCAGUAGAUAUGGAUAUAGAAUGUACUUCAGCAUCAAUAGUUAAUGUCCCGUCUGACCUUGGCUUCCUGUAACCCUGAUGUUUAAAUGGGCAAUCAGCAGUUGAAACAAUAACAAAGCAUCUUCACCGUCACUGUUUUGGUUAAAAGCUGAUCGAUGGGCUUGGAGAAAUGUAACCUCUCUCAAAUAGACAGAGUUAUGGAUGCAACAACUGAUAUAAAAUGAUAGUUUGAUAUAUACACUGAACAAAAAUAUAAACGCAACAUGUAAAGUAUUGGUCCCAUGUUUCAUGAGCUGAAAUAAAAGAUCCCAGACAUUUUCCAUAUGCACAAAAAGCUUAUUUCUCUCAAAUGUUGUGCACAAAUUUGUUUACAAGUUUACAAAAGGCCACUGUAAAAUGUGCAGUUUUGUCACACAACACAAUGCCACAGAUGUCUCAAGUUUUGAGGGAGUGUGCAAUUGGCAUGCUGACUGCAGUAAUGUCCACCAGAGCUGUUGCCAGAGAAUUGAAUGUUAAUUUCUCUACCAUUUUAGAGAAUUUGGCAGUACGUCCAACCGGCCUCACAACCGCACGUGUAUGGCGUUGUGUUUGAGCAUCAUAAUGUACGGCUCCAUGUCACAACAAUCUGUACACAAUUCCUGGAAACUUCCAUGGCCUGCAUACUCAUCAGACAUGUCACCCAUUGAGCAUAUUUCAGUUCCAGCCAUUAUCCAGCAACUAAGCACAGCCAUUGAAGAGGAGUGGGACAACAUUCCACAGGCCACAAUCAACAGCCUGAUCAAAUCUAUGCGAAGGAGAUGUGUGGUGGUCACACCAUAUACUGAAUGGUUUUCUGAUCCCCACACCCAUACCUUUUUUUUAAGGUAUCUGUGACCAACAUAUGCAUAUCUGUAUUCCCAGUCAUGUGCAAUCCAUAGAUUAGGGCCUAAUUUAUUUAUUUCAUUUAACUGAUUUACUUAUAUGAACUGAACCUCAGUAAAAUCUUUGAAAUUGUUUCGUGUUGCAUUUAUAUUUUUAUUCAGUAUAUAUAUAGUUGAAGUCGGAAGUUUACAUACACUUAGGUUGGAGUCAUUCAAACUCGUUUUUCAACCACUUCACAAAUUUCUUGAUAACAAACUAUAGUUUUGGCAAGUCGGUUAGGACAUCUACCUUGUUAGGACAUCUACCAUCUAUCUAAUUACCUUGUAAUUUUUCCAACAAAUGUUUACAGACAGAUCAUUUCACUUAUAAUUCACUGUAUCACAAUUCCAGUGGGUCAGAAGUUUACAUACACUAAGUUGACUGUACCUUUAAACAACUUGGAAAAAUCCAGAAAAUGAUGUCAUGGCUUUAGAAGCUUCUGAUAGGCUAAUUGACAUCAUUUGAGUCAAUUGGAGGUGUACCUGUGUAUGUAUUUCAAGGCCUACCUUCAAACUCAGUACCUCUUUGCUUGACAUCAUGGGAAUAUCAAAAGAAAUCAUCCAAGACCUCAGAAAAAAGUAUGGUUCAUCCUUGGGAGCAAUUUCCAAAUGCCUGAAGGUACCACGUUCAUCUAUAAAAAUAAUAGUACGCAAGUAUAAACACCAUGGGACCAUGCAGCCGUCAUACCGCUCAGGAAGGAGACGCGUUCUGUCUCCUAGAGAUGAAUGUACUUUGGUGCGAAAAGUGCAAAUCAAUCCCAGAACAACAGCAAAGGACCUUGUGAAGAUGCUAGAGGAAACAGGUACAAAAGUAUCUAUAUCCACAGUAAAACGAGUCCUAUAUCGACAUAACCUGAAAGGCCGCUCAGCAAGGAAGAAGCCACAGCUCCAAAACUGCCAUAGAAAAGCCAGACUACGGUUUGCAACUGCACAUGGGGACAAAGAUCGUACUUUUUGGAGAAAUGUCCUCUGGUCUGAUGAAACAAAAAUAGAACUGUUUGGCCAUAAUGACCAUCGUCAUGUUUGGAGGAAAAAGGUGGUUGCUUGCAAGCCGAAGAACACCAUCCCAACCGUGAAGCACGGGGGUGGCAGCAUCAUGCUGUGGGGGUGCUUUGCUGCAGGAGGGACUGGUGCACUUCAUAAAAUAGAUGGCAUCAUGAGGAAGGAAAAUUAUGUGGAUAUAUUGAAGCAACAUCUCAAGACAUCAGUCAGGAAGUUAAAGCUUGGUCGCAAAUGGGUCUUCCAAAUGGACAGUGACCCCAAGCAUACUUCCAAAGUUGUGGCAAAAUGGCUUAUGUAUAACAAAGUCAAGGUAUUGGAGUGGCCAUCACAAAGCCCUGACCUCAAUCGUAUAGAACAUUUGUGGUUAGAACUGAAAAAGUGUGUGCGAGCAAGGAGGCCUACAAACCUGACUCAGUUAAACCAGCUCUGUCAGGAGGAAUGGGCCAAAAUUCACCCAACUUAUUGUGGGAAGCUUGUGGAAGGCUACCCGAAACGUUUGACCCAAGUUAAACAAUUUAAAGGCAAUGCUACCAAAUACGAAUUGAGUGUAUGUAAACUUCUGACCCACUGGGAAUGUGAUGAAAGAAAUAAAAGCUGAAAUAAAUCAUUCUUAAAAUAAAGUGGUGAUCGUAACUUACCUAAGACAGGGAAUUUUUACUAGGAUUAAAUGUCAGAAUUGUGAAAAACUGAGUUUAAAUGUAUUUGGCUAAGGUGUAUGUAAACUUCCAACUUCAACUGUAAAAAAUUAUACAUUAAAUACAAUUAUUUGAUAUCAACAACAACAACAAAUUGAGGCUAUACAGUGUUUGUUUACAUACAUUUGGUUUACAAACAUUGGAGUAAAACAAUCUUAUAUUUUGGGUCCUGAUGGGGUACAGAAUCCAUUGGUGGAAGAAGUACCCAAUUGUCAUACUUGAGUAAAAAUAAAGAUACCUUAAUAGAAAAUGAAUCAAGUAAAAGUGAAAGUCAUCCAAUAAAAUACUACUUGAGAAAAAGUCAAAGUAUUUGGUUUUAAAUAUAAAAAUAUAUAUACUUAAGUAUCAAAAGUAAAAGUAAAUGUAUAACUCAUUUCAAAUUCCUUAUAUUAAGCAAACCAGAUGGCACCAUUUUCUUGUUUCUUUUUUAUUUACGGAUAACCAGGGGCAUACUCCAACAAAGCAUUUGUGUUUAGUGAGUCCUUCACAUCAGAGGCAGUAGAGAUGCCAGGCAUGUUCUCUUGAAAAGUCCGUGAAUUGGACCAUUUUCCUGUCCUGCUAAGCAUUCAAAAUGUAACUAGUACUUUUGGGUGUCAGGGAAAAUGUAUGGAGUAAAAAGUACAUUAUUUUUUUUAGGAAUGUAGUGAAGUAAAAGUAGUUUUACUUAAGUACUUUACACCACUGACAGAAUCAGAAUCCCUUUUACUGUCCUACAAGAGGAAAAUCUUGGCACAGCUUACACAGGAAUACCUAAAACAAAUAUGAAAACACAGAAGAAACAAACAACAGUGUUGGUGAUGCUUACAGAGGACUGGGUGUUAUCUAUCCUCACGGCCUGAGGUCUGCCACUUCAACAGUUGUGGAUCCAGCGAAUGAUGUUGGGAGAUACGUCCAGGUUAUUGAGCUUCUGGAUCAUAGUGUGUCGUUGGAUGGUGUUGAAGGCAGAGCUGAAAUCCACGAACGGGAUGUGUGCGUAAUUUCCCAUUCCCUCCAUGUGUUCCAGCAGCCUGUGCAGCCUGCAGACCACCGUGUCAUCAAUUCCUCUCCCCGCUUAGUAACAAACUGGUAGGGAUCAAGGGAGGAGUGAAGGGUGGGUAGUAGUAGGAUGUUAAGAACCAGUCUUUCCAAGAAAAUCAUGAUCAGUGACGUGAGAGCAACUGGCCGGUUGAACUCAGUCGGGGUAGACAUUUUAUGAAUGGGGAAUGGGGACGAUGGUAGAUGUUUUCCAUAGGGUGGGGAUUGUGCCAGUGGAGGGGAGUCAGUGAAGUGGAGGGCAUCCAGCAGGUUCUCACAGAUUCUGGAUCAUAGUGGGUAUCAAAACGUGGAUAACAAAACGUGAGAAGUAGUGGUUGAGGUCGUUGGACAAGGCGAUUGGGUCAUCAUGGGCAGGUGGAGAUGGUUUGUCAGAGUAGCCUGCCAACUUCCUGACUUUUUGAAAGGCCUGCUUAGCGUUCAUGUUGCUGAAUUCCUCCACCUUCUCCUUGUACCUUAGUUUGCUCAUUAGAUGGCAUGUUUGAGGGAGCUGUUCAGUUGGCGUAGGGACUGCAUAUCCCGAUGGGAGAACGCAAACUUCUUCAUGCUUAAUGCGUUUUUGAUCUCACCAUUAAUCAAUGGUUUGUCGUUCGGAAAUACCCUGGUGGUUCUUGUGGAUAUCACACAGUUUAUACAGAACUUUAUACUGUCCGUUAUUGUGGUACGCAUUUCAUCAAAAAUGAAUGUAGCAACUGCAGAUUGCCCUUUUAACCCUCUCCUCCCCAGUGUGUCCAUCGUGACCUGGCCGCCAGGAACGUGUUGAUCUGUGAGGGGAAACUGGUGAAGAUCUGUGACUUUGGCCUAGCCAGAGACAUCAUGCACGACUCCAACUACAUCUCCAAAGGCAGCGUGAGUGGCAGGGUCACUCAUACACAUACACAUACACAUGAAAUAACACAACGUUUGAAAGAUAACAGUAAAACACCAUUUAAACACCAUAAAUUACAACUUUCAACCGACUUAAAUUGUAAGCUAUAACUGCUGCUGUAACCUACCUCUCAGUACCUUGCUGAUGCUAACAUUAUCUCUAAUUCUGGCCCUUUCAGACGUUCCUGCCCUUGAAGUGGAUGGCCCCAGAGAGUAUCUUCCAUAACCUGUACACCACCCUGAGUGACGUGUGGUCCUACGGCAUCCUCCUCUGGGAGAUCUUCACCCUUGGUACGUGGACGGGAAACGGAAUCCAUUCAUUAUUAACUGAUAGAUCGAAGACGAGAUUACUGUUUGAUUAAACCGAAACAACCCAUUAACUGGAAUUAAUUCAGAAAUAUCAGUAGUAGCAUGAGCAGAACUUUUGAUUAGAUUACCUCGUUUAUUUAAUGUAUGUUAGUAUAGAGGUUUCAAAAGGCUGUCAAUACCGUGUUUAAACAGACAGGCAAUAAAGUUGUCUUAUGAGGACAAGACGAUCAGCUUGUCUAAUCCUGAGUCUAUUUAGGGUCAGAUGAGGUCUUGUUGUUAUUAGCUACAGUCAGGGUUUAUUAUCAAUUCAUUUUGGGAUUUUUACAAAUGCUUUUGGAAGUGCCGUGACAAGAAGAGUACCUAUUGAGAAGUGGUUAAUUUGGCGUGAAACCGCGUGAACGUUUUUCAUGGUAAACAAAAUAGGACAGGAUUCUGGUAUAAUUCGAGAUCUGAGAACUUUUGGACACUGCUGGUUCAGCAUGACUUCAACAGAUCAGCCUUUAAAUAUUUGAAUGGUUGAUCUUUUAACAGGAGGAACCCCUUACCCUGACCUUCCAAUGAAUGAGCUGUUUUACAGUGCCUUAAAGAGAGGCUAUCGCAUGGCCAAACCUAACCACGCCACAGACGAAGUGUAAGUCUCUACCAUCACUCUCAAACACCUCUCUCUAAUCAUGUCUUCUGUCAGUGUUCUUUUUUAGUGACAUGUUCAGUUAAAAUGUUCAACUAAGGAAGUAAUUCUGUCCUCCAGUUAUGAAGUGAUGCAGAAGUGCUGGGAUGAGAAGCAUGAGAAGAGGCCAGAGUUCUCCUUUCUGGUGCACACCAUGGGGAACAUGCUCACUGACAGCUAUAAAAAGGUAUCCUAUUAAUAUAGGAGUUUUUCCCUUUACACAAUGCAUCUGAGGACAAACAGUAUUUCCACGUCCACCUAUGAAAACUAUCAAUGUUUUUGCAAAAUGCAUCAUACGGGGAUGAUUUCUGUAUUUUGAAAGUUACAUAUCUUAAAAACUUGAUUGCUGACAAGCAAAACAUUUUGGGACUAUGUCAACAAUGGACUAACGAAACAAAUACCAAAAGAUAGUUUUUGGGUGGAGUUUUCCUUUAAGUGUGUAUUGACUAUGGACAGAUCUAACAUUGAUCACUGAGAUGUAUCUAAUUGACUAUAAUUAUUGGUACAGAGAUACUGCCAGGUCAACGACGAGUUCUUUAAGAGUGACCACCCGGCCGUGGUCCGCACCAAACCCAGGCUCUCCUCCCCCUUCCCCACCCCAGCCAUCACCCCCUCCACCGCCCCUGACACCCCCCAGGACCUCAACCCCUACCCCCUAACUGGAGACUUUAGACCGGAGGCAGAUGGAGAGGAAGUGACGGCCUCCUACAACGACUACAUCAUCCCCAUCCCGGACCCCAAGCCUGAGGAGGAAGUCUUCUCCGAGGCCAACAGCUUGCCAACGGAAAGCCCCGCGAGGUAUGGCUGUCUAACAUACUUCCUGACUACAAACACUGACUGACUGACUGACUGACUGACUGACUGCAGAUGUGUGCCAAGUGCUGAGCAUGCUGGAAGAUAAGGCAUAUUUACUCUAGAGGACCUUGUAUCAUUACAACACCAACCCACACAGCCAUAUGCGCGAUUGAGACAAAAGCUGUUUUAUCUUACCAUGUGUACUGAGUGUACAAAACAUUAAGAACACCUUCCUAAUAUUGAGUUGCACCCUGCACCCCCCUCUUUUGCCCUUAGAACAGCCUCAAUUCGUCGGGGCAUGGACUCUACAAGGUGUCGAAAGCGUUCCACAGGGAUGCUGGCCCAUGUUGACUCCAAUGCUUCCUACAGUUGUGUCAAGUUGGCUGGAUGUCCUUUGGGUGGUGGACCAUUCUAGAUACAUACGGGAAACUGUUGAGGGUGAAAAACCCAGCAGCGUUGCAGUUCUUGACAUAAAUCGGUGCGCCUGGCACCUACUACCAUACUCCGUUCAAAGACACUUAAGUAUUUUGUCUUGCCCAUUCACCAUCUGAAUGGCACACAUACACAAUCCAUGUCUCAAUUGUCUCAAGGCUUAAAAAUCCUUCUUUAACCUGUCUCCUCCCCUUCAUCUCUCUACACUGAUUGAAGUAGAUUUAACAGGUGACAUCAAUAAGGGAUCAUAGCUUUCACCUGGAUUCACCUGGUCAGUCUGUCACGGAAAGAGCAGGUGCUCAUAAUGUUUUGUACACUCAGUGUUACAUUUUGAGGAUUUUGCAUUACCUAUAAGGAUUGUGCAUACAGUACACAGGAUAUUUCAACUGAAACCUCAGACAAGCAAAGCUGGCUUAAAUAUGAUAGUUUAGGUUUUACAUAGUUUGGAUUUGUGGCGCAAUGCUGUGCUCAAAGUAUAGUUUUUACCUAAAAUCCCACGUUUGUUUCUAAAGGAACGUGUGUUGUUAUUCCCUGUAGUUCUCUGGCUCUGGAGGAGGACGGAGCUGAUUCCAUCUCCCAGGAGACAGCAGAGGCAGACACCAUUCCAGAAGAGGACGGUCUCCAUGCCAACCAGGCUCUGAUUCCACUGGAAUCUUCUGGAACACCGGAAGUGGAAGACAGCUUCCUGUAG